Molecule: messenger RNA, 1905 nt
Organism: Dracunculus medinensis (Guinea worm)
Lineage: Eukaryota; Metazoa; Nematoda; Chromadorea; Rhabditida; Dracunculidae
Source: the annotation of a GenBank genome assembly
AUGGGAAUAUUUUCAUUAUCGCCAUCAAGCGGUGGCAAAAAUAUUUUUGUAAAAGUAAGCACAAUGGAUGCUGAUUUGGAGAGAAUCGCGAUCGAAGCGGAUUGGACUGGACGACAGUUAUACGAUACAGUUUGUAGAAUAAUUGGUCUUCGAGAAAUUUGGUUUUUUGGUUUGCAAUUUGUUAAUAAGAAAGGCAUUCCUUGUUGGUUACAAAUGGAGAAGAAGAUAUGCAAGCAAGAAGUACCAAAGCAAGAAGAUGGUUCUCUUCUAUUUUUAUUUUUAGUAAAGUUCUAUCCAGAAGAUGUGGAAGAGGAGCUUAUUCAGGAUAUUACCAGACAUCUUUUUUUUCUUCAAAUUAAACAUAGCAUUUUGUCUAUGCAAUUAUAUUGUUCAGCAGAAGCAGCUGUUCUACUCGCAUCAUAUGCAGCUCAGGCAAUUCAAGGUGACUGUACACCAGAAUCACGAUUAAAACUGAGUGAACUUUUGCCAGAAUGCGUAAUAAAACAGUACGAUAUGUCAGCUCUAAUGUGGGAAGAACGCAUUCGUCGUUGGUGGAUAAAUAAUAGCGGACAGAGCAGGGAAGAUGCAGAAAUGGAAUAUUUGCGUGUGGCACAAGACCUUGAGAUGUAUGGAAUUCAGUAUUAUCCAAUUUGUAAUAAAAAAGAAUCAGAUUUAACUCUUGGCGUUUCGGCCCAAGGUAUUGGUAUCUAUAAAGAUGCGAACCGUAUUACACCUCGGCCAUUUUUUUCAUGGAGUGAAAUCAAAAAUAUCUCAUUCAAAAAUAAAACGUUUAAUAUGCGUACAAUGGAUAAAAGUACGAUAACAUUUCGUGCAAAAGACAUGUCAAUUAAUAUGAGUAUAUUAGAUUUAUGUAUCGGUACUCAUAAUCUUUAUCUGCGAAGGCGACAACCCGAUCUUCUUGAAGUUCAGCAAAUGAAAGUGCAAGCCAAACAACAGAAAAUACGCAGAAUGCAAGAACAAAAUCGUUUGGCUCGUGAACGAGAACAACGAAUGCAAGCCGAAGCUGAAAGAGAUAGAUAUAAGAACGAAAUUACCGCUGCUAAUGAGCAGAUACGUAAAAUCCAGGAAGCAAUGAAAAAAACUGAAGAAACUGCUCAACUGCUGGCGGAAAAAGCACGAAUGUCCGAGGAAGAAGCUUUAAUUCUUUCAAAACGAGCAAGCGAGGCUGAAGCGGAAUGUCAAAGAAUGAAAAUUACGCAAGUUCAAGCUGAAGAAGCGAAGAUUACAUUGGAAAGGAAGGCUCGAGACGCGGAAUUGGUAGCGCAUCGCCUUUUACAAGAAAGUGAUCAUCGGAAUUUAUGUAUGUAUCAUAAUUCAUUCCUUCCUGGCGAUACAAAUUGGUCGCAAGGUUGGUUUAUGCCUUACGGUAUGCAAAACUCUCGUAAUUAUAUGGGCCAUCAUCCUAUGGAUUCUUCAAUAAAUAGUAUAGAUGGUGGAUAUCAACGAACAGAUAGUGAUAAUGGUAUAUAUCGUGUCGAGAGUGAUAUGAAUAUGCAGUUGCUACAGUUUCAAAACGCUGGUUAUCUUAAUAUUCCUCCACCAGAUCCUUCUACGAAUAAUCAGUUGGUUCCAUCAGAUUUAUCUCUUUUGAGGUUGGAAAUUGAGAAGUCGAGAGCUUCGUAUAAUGAAAAGAAGGAUAAUCUGAAAAAAAAGAUGAAUGAAUUUCGCGCUGAAAUCGAAUGUCUCAAAGUAGAAGAUCGUCAAAGUGAACAUGAUCGUAUUCACGCAUCCAAUAUCCAAAUGGGCAUUGAUAAAUAUUCUACACUUCGAAAAGUACUUUUUCCUAAUUCUUUCCAAUUUUUUUUCCAGCCUUACCAACCCUUGGCAAACAUUUUGGCUUUUAUGGCUUCUCGUCAAAUCGUUAAGAGAGAAAAAUUUUAUUAG